Messenger RNA from Centropristis striata (black sea bass), 3146 nucleotides. Its product is annotated as cadherin-7-like. The record is from RefSeq and is a predicted model, not a curated record. Gene Ontology annotation, cellular component: catenin complex; plasma membrane; adherens junction. Gene Ontology annotation, biological process: cell morphogenesis; multicellular organism development; homophilic cell-cell adhesion. The coding region runs from base 306 to 3032 and encodes 908 amino acids. The transcript has 11 exons. Lineage: Eukaryota; Metazoa; Chordata; Actinopteri; Perciformes; Serranidae. Gene Ontology annotation, molecular function: cadherin binding; calcium ion binding.
GUUUGACGGCUUUUUAUUGGACAGUUUGACCUCUUUUUGUUGGAUGGUUUGAAGUCUUUUUGUUGGACAGUUUGACCUCUUUUUGUUAGACAGUUUGACCUAUUUUUGUUGGACGGUUUGACCUUUUUUCUGUUGGCCGGUUUGAAGUCUUUUUGUUGGACAGUUUGACGUCUUUUUGUUGGAAGGUUUGAAGUAUUUUUGUUGGACAGUUUGAAGUCUUUUUGUUGGAGAGUUUAAAGUAUUUUUGUUGGACAGUUUGACGUCUUUUUGUUGGACCGUUUUUGUUUGUGUCUGUCUCCUCAAAGAUGAACUGUCUCUGGUUUCUGAGCAUGCUAAGUGUAUUUGUCCUGUCACUGAGGGAGGAGUCGAGCUGUGCGGCGAUAACCCUGAACUCUGUCCUCCUUCCUUGGGUGUCAGGAGGAGGAAGAGGAGGAGGAGGAGGAGGAGGAGGAGGAGGAGGAGGAGGAGGAGGAGGAGGAGAAGGACUAGGAGUUGGAAGAGGAGGAGGAGGAGGUAUCCACCUCCAUCAGAGGAGGAGGAGGAGCUGGGUGUGGAACCAGUUCUUUGUCCUGGAGGAGUUCACCGGAGAUGAGCCACUGUACGUCGGGAAGCUCCACUCUGACAUGGAUCAUGGUGAUGGUCAGGUGAGGUAUGUCCUCAACGGUGAGGGAGCGAUGUCCAUCUUCACCAUUGACGAGAACACUGGAGACAUUCAUGCCACCAAGAGGUUGGACCGGGAACAGCAGGCUUACUACACUCUGAGAGCCCAGGCACGAGACAAAAACACCAAUUUGCCGGUCGAACCCGAGUCCCAGUUCAUCAUCAAAGUCCAGGACAUCAAUGACAACGAGCCCAAGUUUCUGGAUGGACCGUACACGGCCAGGGUGGCUGAGAGGUCUCCUGUAGGUACGUCUGUGGUGACUGUGGUGGCGACAGAUGCUGAUGAUCCCACUUAUGGAAACUCGGCCAGACUGUUUUACAGCAUCCUGCAGGGUCAGCCUUACUUCUCUGUAGAACCAAAGACAGGUGUGGUGCGGACAGCUCUCUCUGACCUGGACCGGGAGGUGCAGGACCGUUACCUGCUGGUCAUCCAGGCCAAAGACAUGAUUGGUCAGAUGGGAGGUCUGACAGGAAGCACUUCAGUGACAGUGCUGCUGACCGAUGUCAACGACAACCCACCACGCUUUCCCCGCAAGAGCUACCAGUUCAGGGUUCCAGAGUCGGUUCUGGUUCCGGUGGUCGUUGCUAAGAUCAAAGCUCUGGAUCUGGAUGUUGGUCCGAAUGCUGAGAUGGACUACAGGAUCCUGGAUGGAGAUGGACUGGGAACCUUCAGGAUCAUCACUGAUCCAAACACACAGGAAGGACUGGUCACGCUGCAGAAGACUCUGGACUUUGAGACCAAGUCGAGCUUCACACUGCGCGUCGAGGCGUCCAAUCGUUACGUGGACACUCGUUUCCUGGCGACGAGUCCGUUCAGCGAUGUGGUGACGGUUCGUCUGUUAGUGGAUAAUGUGGACGAGCCUCCGAUCUUCUCGUCCUCUGUCAGUCAGAUGGAGAUCUCUGAGGGAGCCGCAGUGGGAUCUGAUGUAGGAUCUGUUUCAGCUCAUGAUCCCGACGCCACGAACAGCCCGGUCAGGUACUCGAUAGACAGGAAGUCCGACGUGGAGCAUUACUUCAACAUCGACAGCAGUUCCGGUGUGAUGACGACAGCCAGACCUUUGGACAGAGAGGUCGUCGCCAUGCACAACAUCACCGUUCUCGCCACAGAGAGUGUGGAUCGGUCUCAGGUGGGGAAAGCUGUGGUUCUGGUCUCUGUGACGGAUGUUAAUGACAACGCUCCGAGCUUUGCAGUCGAGUACAAAACGUUCGUCUGUGACAACGCUGAACCUGGACAGGUUGUCGAGACCGUGAGCGCCGUGGAUCGUGACGAACCAGAGAAUGGACAUCACUUUCUGUUCUCCCUAACUGCUGAGGCUGCUGGGAACUUCACAUUGAGAGACAACAAAGACAACACGGCGUCCGUCCUGACUCUCAGCCUCCUGCGGCGUGAUCAGCUGGUUCACUUCCUGCCGGUUGUGAUCUCAGACGGCGGCCGUCCGGCUCUCAGCAGCACCAACACGCUGUCCGUCACUGUCUGUGACUGCGACGUCCAUGGGGAGCACCGCUCCUGCAGACAGGGGCCGCCGCCGCUGCCACUGCUGCCACCGCUGGUGGGUCUUAGCACCGCCGCCACCGCCGCCGUCCUCACCUGUGUCCUCACACUGCUGGGUGUUGUCACGUUAAUGGCUGCUGUCACACACAGAGGGGAGGAGCCUCUUAUGGCCGACGACGAGAGAGACAUUCGUGAAAACAUCGUCCGUUAUGAUGAUGAAGGCGGAGGAGAAGAGGACACGGAGGCCUUCGACAUGUUCGCUCUGAGACACCUGAACAAAACCAAACCAGUGCUCCGAGACCAAGACGUUCAGGUGCUCCGAGACGUCCAGGCACCGCUCAGAGACAUCCAGACGGCUUCCUUCCGAGAUGUCCAUGCGCUGCGAGACGUCCAGGUGCCGCUCGGAGACGUCCAGCUGGCGUCGCUCGGAGAGGUCCAGAUGGCUUCGUUCCGAGACGUCCAGGUGGCGCUCCGAGAUGUUCAGGCACCGUCGCUCCGAGACGUCCAGGCACUGUCACUCCAGGAUGUCCAGGCAGUGUUGUUCAGAGACGUCCAAGCGCUCCGAGACGUCCAGGCGCCGUCGAUCCAAGACGUCCAGGCCAGAACGCUGGAGGUCAGGAUGGAAAAGAACAAGCUGUUCCAGGAGUUCAUCAGGGACCGCCUGCAGGAGGCCGACCUGGACCUGACAGCUCCACCCUACGACUCUCUGCAGACCUACGCCUUCGAGGGCAGCGGGUCGGCCGCCGAGUCACUCAGCUCGUUGGACUCAAUGGACUCGUUUGAGUUGGAGCAGAACUACGACUUCCUGAGAGGGUGGGGGCAGAGGUUCAGGAAGCUUGCAGACCUGUACGGACACCAGGAGGGGGACGGAGCCUCGUAGCGGAGGUUUGAUACGGGUUGAUAAAAUAAAAUCAGCACAGAGAAAUAUUAACAAUAAAAACUCUGAAUACCAGAAUUAAUUACAAGAGUGACAGAAGUUUUUAUAAAGUCUUAA